UUGUGGCUGUUGAUUAUGUCUCCAAAUGGGUGGAAGCCAUUGCAAGCCCCACCAAUGAUGCUAGAGUUGUAAUCAAGAUGUUCAAGAGCAUCAUCUUCCCAAGGUUUGGAGUUCCAAGAGUUGUAAUCAGUGAUGGAGGUUCCCACUUCAUUAACAAACUGCUUGAGGGACUUCUCAAGAAGAACGGUGUGAAGCACAAGGUGGCAACUCCUUAUCAUCCCCAAACAAGUGGCCAAGUUGAGAUUUCUAACAGGGAGAUCAAAUCUAUCCUGGAGAAGAUUGUGGGGAUUACAAGGAAGGAUUGGUCUAAUAAGCUUGACGAUGCACUUUGGGCUUAUAGGACAGCGUACAAGACACCACUGGGUACCACACCUUUCAACCUAGUGUAUGGGAAAGCUUGCCAUUUGCCAGUGGAGCUUGAGUACAAGGCACUAUGGGCAAUAAAGUUGCUGAACUUUGACAUCAAGAGUGCCAAGGAGAAAAGGCUCUUUCAGCUACAUGAGCUUGAUGAGAUAAGAUUGGAUGCUUUCGAGAACUCAAGAAUCUACAAGGAGAAGACUAAGGCUUUCCAUGACAAGAACAUCCUGAAGAGAGAGUUUAAAGAAGGAGACCAAGUUCUUCUCUACAACUCUAGGCUGAAGUUGUUUCCAGGAAAGCUUAAGUCAAGGUGGUCCGGUCCUUUCAAGGUCAAGGAGGUUAGACCAUAUGGAGCAAUAGUUUUGUGGAGCACUGAUGGAAGAGACUUCACAGUCAAUGGACAAAGGGUUAAGCUCUACAUGGCUACUGCACCAGAGGAAGAUGGGGUUUCAACUCCACUGUCUGAUCCUACCCCGGCCUAAUCUAAAAGGAGGCAAAGUCAAGCUCGAGACUUAAAACAAGCUCACUUGGGAGGAAGUCCCAUGCGUAUCCUUGUAUAUAUUGCAUUGGUGUUUUCACUUUUUCAUCUUAUUGCAUAAAAAAAAAAAAAAAGAGAGAAAAGUUGCAUGCAGGUACCUGAUCGAUUCAUUUUUGGAGCAGGAGUCGUGUGUGGGAGCGAGGUCUCACAGCGACACCUCAAAGUCGCUCCAGCUGGGAGCGAGGUUAUGGGAGCGACACCUAGAAGUCGCUCGCGGUUUCGUCGUUGGCUCGAGAAAAAAAAUCAUCUCGGAGCGAGGUCUCGGAGCGAGGUCGAAGGGUCGCUCCAGCUGGGAGCGACGUUAUGGGAGCGACACCUCGGAGUCGCUCGUGUUUUCGUCGAAACGGACGCUCAAAAACUGACGCGGAGCGACAUCCUAGAGCGACACCUUCAAGUCGCUCCAGCUCAGAGCGAGCUUUCCAGAGCGACACUCCAAGGUCGCUCGCGAUUUCAUCGACUCACGACGCGAGGAAACGACGCGGGAGCGACCUCUCCCAGCGACACCCUCACGUCGCUCCCGACCCGGUCCAGGUAAGUUUCCUAACUCUAAACCCCGGUUUGAUUCAAGUAAACCGACCCUAGACCACCCUAAACCGAACCGGACGACCCUAAACCUACCCCAACCCUGCGACUCCAACUCUAUCCCUCUCCCCUCCUCUCACAAACUCACAAACUCUCUCAAACUCAUCCA
Molecule: messenger RNA, 1586 nt
Organism: Brassica rapa (field mustard)
Lineage: Eukaryota; Viridiplantae; Streptophyta; Magnoliopsida; Brassicales; Brassicaceae
Biological process (GO): DNA integration
Molecular function (GO): nucleic acid binding
Source: RefSeq, a predicted model, not a curated record